Molecule: messenger RNA, 4327 nt
Organism: Arachis ipaensis
Lineage: Eukaryota; Viridiplantae; Streptophyta; Magnoliopsida; Fabales; Fabaceae
Product: PB1 domain-containing protein tyrosine kinase
Biological process (GO): signal transduction; protein phosphorylation
Cellular component (GO): cytoplasm
Molecular function (GO): protein binding; ATP binding; protein kinase activity
Source: RefSeq, a predicted model, not a curated record
GUUUUUCUGUGUGUAACUCUCUCUCUCUUUCCAUACUACAGUGUGCCAUUUUAAGCAAAUGCUGCGUCCUCCAACAUAUCCCUUUGAAAUUCCGACCCUCAUGGAACAACCCUUUCAACCAUUGCCUCACAAACCAAUCUCUUUCUUCCCAACAAAAACCCACUUUCAACUCCUUUUAUCUCUUUUCAUUUUUCUCCAAUCCUCAAAAACCUUCCAUUUUCCCCCAUUGCACCAAUCUUCCGAGCUCCAAUUUCACUUUUUCGGUACAUCAACGGAGGUGAAGGGGCAAAGUUGCAGGUUCAUUUUAAGCGUAGAGUGCCUUGGGAAUUUGUUGGUUCUUUGUCUUGAAUUAAUCGUGGGCGAAUGCAAUUAUCUAUGUGUCAAUGGUGAAUUUAAUUUUUUUAAGAAGGACUUUUGUGGUUGUAUCACCUUAUGAAUUUGCGUAUUAAGACGGUAAAUGAUGUGUGAGAAAUUGCUUUUGGUUCAAGGUUUGAAAUUCCUUGUAUAGGAUAAGUUGCUAUCCAAGGAUUUUGCUUUGGGGUGACAAGAGCAUAAGGAUUUAUCCGUGUGAAUAUGUGACUUGGCGAUGAAUAACUUUGUUUAAUGUGAAGAAGGCGUUGAGGGCUCAAUGCACUGCUGUAACUGGUGGUUUUGUGGAGUUUAUUAUUAGAUCUUCCACCAUGAGUAAUGAGGCUCAUGGCAAUUCAGGUGCAGGACACAAAGAAACGGUAUUUGUUGGUUCAGGUGAAAGAAUCCCUUCUGAUAUUGAUGUGGAUAAUGUGUGUAUACUAACUGGUGAAGAAUUUUCUGCUGACUUCUUGCGCGAUCGGGUUGGUUUUAGGAGACUUCCUAUCAUAACAGAUGCAGACCAGCGCCUUCCGAAUAGAACAGAUUUCAAUAUCAAUAAUAAUUAUCAGAUGGUUCAUGAGGAUCUAAAUCAUGGUUUUGGAUUAAUAAGAUCAGAGUCUGAUUGUAACUCAGAUAUGUCAGAGUAUUAUGUACCAAGGGGAUAUGUUGCUGAGGUUGACAACAGGACUUAUCCGAAUAAUUUUAACGUGCUCCAUUUUGACCCUGGCGGUAGCAGACAAGUAUCAGGUCAACUUUCCAGACAAGGUUCUGGUCACUUUUCUAGGCAAGGAUCUGGUCAUUUUUCUCGACAAGUCUCAGGCAAAUUUACAAGACAACUCUCAGGUAAAGUUUUGGAGGGAGGUUGUUGUGAUCGAGUUUAUGUUGUAGAUUCUCCUCAGUCAAGCCAUGCAUAUGGAACAGCAUUCUCAGAAGGUUUUUUCAAUAAGAUAAAAUUUCUCUGUAGUUUCGGGGGAAGAAUUCUUCCAAGGCCAAAUGAUGGGAAGCUCAGAUAUAUGGGCGGUGAGACACGGAUCAUAUCCAUCAGGAAGAACAUUACUUGGGAGGAACUUAUGAGCAAGACUUCUGCAAUUUGCAAUCAAACUCACACUAUCAGGUACCAGCUUCCUGGAGAGGACCUUGAUGCUCUCAUUUCCGUUUGUUCUGAUGAGGAUCUUCAUCAUAUGAUUGAGGAGUAUGAAGAGUUAGAAAGAGCUGGAGGCUCUAACCGACUACGGAUCUUUCUCAUACCAUUAACAGAAGCUGAGACUCCAGGCUCUAAUGAAGCAAGGGUCAAUCAGGCAAGUGAUACUGAUUAUCAUUAUGUUGUUGCUGUAAAUGGUAUGCACAAUCCAAGUCCACGAAGGAACCCUAGCGGGCAGAAUUUGGCAAGCCCAUUUGGAAACAACUCUGAUUACAAUAGUCCAGGUUUCCAUAGGGACUCACACCCAGCUGCAUUUACUUUAGAGGCCAAGGAUUGCAACCCAACCACCACAAAUAUGCCAGGCCAGUCCCCAAAGCCUUCUCAGUUUCUAACUGCAAUGCAGGUAGCAAGCAAAUUUAAUCAAAUGCCUUCUUUAUCUCCCAGCUUCCUACAACCUAAAGAUCCCAAAAUUUCUGAUGUUCAGCAUUUUAUGGAUCAUCCAUGUAUUGCUGUUAAUGAAAGCAUUCUCCCCUUUGUCAUGGAAAAAGCUCCACAUGACAAUUCUUUGUAUACCGAAAAUACCAAUUAUGUUGAUCCAAUUGCAUACUAUAACAAUCAUGGUCAAGGGCCUCCGUAUGUGAAUUACCAUCCCAUUAAUCAAUACACAGUGGAUGCUGACCAAUUCAGGAAGCCUAGUGAUAAUUUUCAUUUUCACAGACGAACUCACAGUAAUGAGUUGUUAUAUUCUGCAAUAAGUGGUCAAAAUGAUAUGAUAUUCGAGAGACCUUCGGUUACCAAUGAAGGUUCAUAUCAUUUUGACAAGAUUGUCUCCCAUCCGCAUAAGUCAAGUUUAUUGCCUGUGUGUGAUGAUAGAGCGGGACCUCAUUAUAGAAUGUUACAUGUUAAUUCUGAAUCAUCACUUCUGGAAAGUGAAGAGAACCUUAAAGUCCACUUGCAGUUCCCACCCAGUGUAGAGAGAGAUAAAUUGAUAUCACCAGAAACUUCAAGUCAUUUGGAAGAAUGUCCAUCACAGCCACGAGUUGAUUGGCAGGAACAUGAACCUAAGUAUCAUAAUUUACCCAUUUCAGGAAUGAGUCAUUGUAGAAAAGGCUUGACACAUAUUGGUAAAGAGAACCUGCAACAUGUCGGUAAAAACAAUGCUCAGUUUGAUGAACAGUGCAUCAACUACCAACAUGGAUUUUGCUCAUCUUCGCCCGAUCUGCAAAGCAGUGAAUGCAAUGUAUCUGUGGCACCAUUUAGCUCUUUAGAAUCUCCACGCAACUGGAGGGAUCAACCACAUGGUGCACCAUUAGACAGAACUGCUUCUGAGUUUUCCAUUAGGAGCCAAGAUUCGUCAUUGCACAACCAAUAUGCAACACCAGAGGCAGACAAUCGACCACUUUCCCUUGUCUCUUUUGAGUUACAGCCAAUUGACUCCCAUGCUAGCCAAGAGUCUGUACUGCCUAUCUCUUAUCCGGUCAUGAGUGCUUCUUCCAUGAAAGAGGUUGCUAUACCUCACGAGGAUCCUGACUACAAAGAAGGAAGCACAGACAUUAACAAAGAAUCUUCCAGAAGCAUCAAUGAUUGUAGUUCUACAGGUUUUCGGUCAUGCACCCAAGUUGCUUCAAAUUUAGACAAAGAGGAUGAAGUUGCAUCAGCAUCUCCUACACAGGAAAGGGUAGAUGGCCUUGUAAAUACUGACAGCGAAAACAUCAAUAAGCCUCCUGGUGAUACAACUCCUGAAACAGAAGCUGAACAGUUUGGUUUACAGAUUAUUGAGAAUAUUGAUCUUGAAGAAUUGCAAGAGCUAGGAUCUGGAACCUUUGGAACUGUUUAUCUUGGAAAGUGGAGGGGAACUGAUGUUGCAAUUAAGAGGAUUAAAAAAAGUAGUUGUUUCUCUGGUAGAUUAUCCGAGCAAGAACGGAUGACAAAAGAUUUCUGGAGAGAGGCACAGAUUCUAUCUACUCUUCAUCAUCCAAACGUGGUAGCAUUUUAUGGGGUAGUUCCAAAUGGCCCAGAUGGAACAUUGGCAACAGUAACAGAAUACAUGGUGCAUGGAUCGCUAAGAAAUGUUCUCGUGAAGAAGGAGAGAGUGCUUGAUCGUCGCAAAAGGAUCAUGAUUGCAAUGGAUGCAGCCUUUGGCAUGGAAUAUUUGCAUUUGAAAAAUAUUGUUCAUUUUGACUUGAAGUGUGAUAAUCUACUUGUUAAUCUGGGGGAUCCUGAGCGACCAGUAUGUAAGGUUUCAGAUUUUGGCCUAUCAAGAAUUAAACGCAACACACUUAUUUCGGGUGGUGUCAGAGGAACCCUUCCUUGGAUGGCACCGGAAUUGCUAGAUGGUAACAAUCGGGUAUCUGAAAAGGUUGAUGUUUUCUCAUUUGGCAUUGCAAUGUGGGAGAUCUUAACUGGGGAAGAGCCAUAUGCUAACAUGCACUGUGGUGCUAUAAUUGGAGGAAUUGUCAAUAAUACGCUCAGGCCUUCUAUUCCGAAACGCUGCGAUUCCGAGUGGAAGAAGCUUAUGGAAGAGUGCUGGAAUCCUGACCCUGAAGUCAGGCCAUCCUUUACAGAAAUAAAAAAUAGGCUUCGAAGCAUGUCAGUUGCACUUCAAAAUAAGCGGCAUAUCCGAUGAAAACUCGAAUUUCGUUCUUGAUGAUGAUUGUAGCUGUGACAGAAAAGAUGGGAAAAAAAAAAAAAACUGUUUAUAUCAGUUAGCAUUGUUUGUAUAGCAAUCAUAGUGUAUAUAUUUAAUAUGAAAAUGAGCAAAAAAAGACCAUUUACAUGGCAAGCAUUUUUGUGAUAAAUAGCUUCACGUUAUGCAAUCAAAGCUUUUGUUAAAAAAAA